Molecule: messenger RNA, 1063 nt
Organism: Papaver somniferum (opium poppy)
Lineage: Eukaryota; Viridiplantae; Streptophyta; Magnoliopsida; Ranunculales; Papaveraceae
Exons: 6
Coding region: 122-814 (230 amino acids)
Biological process (GO): chaperone-mediated protein complex assembly; protein folding
Cellular component (GO): nucleus; cytosol
Molecular function (GO): protein-folding chaperone binding; Hsp90 protein binding
Source: RefSeq, a predicted model, not a curated record
GGUCCUGUUUAUAUAUCUCCUUCUACCCUUGAAACCUUCUCUUUCGUCUGGGUCUCUCUCUCUAAAAAGAACACACAAUACGCAAAGGUAUUUAGGGUUACUCUUUCUCUACUCAGCCGAUAUGAGUCGUCAUCCUCAGGUGAAGUGGGCACAAAGGGAAGAUAAGGUUUACCUUACAGUACUUUUACCUGAUGCUAAAGAUGCAAAGGUAAAUGUCUACCCUGAAGGAGUGUUCACCUUCUCUGCUUUAGCUGGUGCAGAAAAUCAUCAGUAUGAGUUGAAGUUGGAUCUGUUUGAAAAGGUCAAUGUUGAGGAAAGCAAACUUAAUAUUGGUGUGAGGAGUAUUUUCUGUGUUAUUGUGAAAGCAGAGAAUGGGUGGUGGAAGAAUCUGUUACGUGGUAGUGAGAAGCCACCACACUACCUAAAAAUUGAUUGGGACAAAUGGGUCGAUGAAGAUGAAGCAGACGAAACACCCGAUGUUAAUACAGGAGAUAUGGAUUUCUCGCAACUCGGCGGCAUGGGUGGAAUGGGCGGCAUGGGUGGAAUGGGCGGCAUGGGUGGCAUGGGAGGAAUGGGAGGCAUGGGAGGAAUGGGCGGUAUGGGUGGAAUGGGCGGCAUGGACAUGGCCAGCUUGAUGCAAGGAAUGGGUGGCAUGGGUGGAAUGGGUGGCAUGGAUAUGUCCGGCAUGGGUGACAUGGGUGAUAUGGGUGACGAGAGCGAUGAUGAUGAUAAUGAAGUGGAGAAGCCAGGAGAAGUAGAAGUUGCAGCUAAAGACGUUCAGAAGACAGAGGCUGCUCCUUCCCCAAGCACAUAAAGAGUGUUCAUUUUAGUCAACUUAGCAUUUUCAUUAUCAGUGAGUUGUCAUUUCCAGAUAAACUGCAAAAUGAAAUUGGGUUCUUAUUUAGAGUGACAGAUGGUGCAUCUUGAGAUUAUUUUGUUGUUGGUUCUCCCCUAACUAUGCAUCAUAGGCGUGUUCAGCAUUAUUGUGUUCCUUGGCAGAAUCUAUGUUUCUCUGGGACCAGUUUAGUUCAAUUUUACAGCAACUCACUUUUGUUCUCUCGUA